ACCAAGGCGAGGGCCGCGAGGUCGGGGGACCAAACUUGUUUCAGAAGCAUCUAGAUAGCCCAAAAGUCACACUCGAAUUCAGAUGAGCUCUCACAUGCACCUCUGUCAUCUUGUGAGUACUGUCACUCCCUGAGAAGAGUUGCUUCUCGUGGGUCAUUGCGGCUGUUCUACUUGGUGUCUGACCUCCCCAAAAUAUUCACGCGAUGACAGAAUUUGCUAAGCAUAACAAAGUAAGAGGGCAUUUCUGAGUCUCUGGGAGGCUCUACAACAUCUUAAUGGCAUCGAAUCUUGAUGGUUAGAAGUGGGGUAGACCCCCGCCUUAACUCCGAUGAAGCAGCCACGUGACUUGAUACUCCGAAGAGUUCCGAGCUUCCGAUGCACGUGCGUCGAUGUCAUCCGUUCCGACAUCAGCCGAUCGUUGCCUGAAAUGGUCACCAACGUCUUUCUGCUGUGUCUCUGGUACAGUUUCUCACACGGCGCCGACUUGAUUUGUUCGCGAAUGACAGAACUGUUCCUCGUUAUGGACGAGCAACCAGGUCUUGAAGGAUUGUUGAGCAAGUAUUUUCAAUGCGCAGUUUCCAGGUUGACUCAGCAAGAGGCAGUCAUCUAUCCCACCGAGAAUCCUCGGUUCGAGGGUGCGAAUUCCCUUCCAUUGACAGCGGGUUACGGCACGGUGCAGAUGCGGACGGAAGCGUGUACACUACGAAUACACUAUGCUCUAGAACUUGGAAAAGUUCCAUGCCAUCAGCCCUUUCGAGCCUGACCAGAGCGGUCUGGAAAGUUCGCCUCCUACCGACAUCAUCCGCCAUCGGACGCAUGGCAUGGUAAAUUCGAGACCAA
Colletotrichum godetiae is the source of this 840-nucleotide messenger RNA. RefSeq lists its product as uncharacterized. Lineage: Eukaryota; Fungi; Ascomycota; Sordariomycetes; Glomerellales; Glomerellaceae. The coding region runs from base 329 to 763 and encodes 144 amino acids. The record is from RefSeq and is a predicted model, not a curated record. The transcript has a single exon.